AUGACAGUCUCCGACUUUCUCAACACCCAGACCGUGGGCGGUUACCUUGUCUGCUUCCUCGUCGCUGGUGGCUUGAUCUACAACUACUCUGGCAACAAGAAGCCUGCGCAGAUUGCCAAGACUGCCAAGGCAUAUGUUGAGCCCAAGAAGGACACCAACGCAAAGAAGCAGCGAAAGGCUGCCUUUGCUUCACAAAAGCCCGAGGAGAAGGCUUCCACGAGCGCAGUCGAUCCCUCUAGCACAUGGCUGAGCAAUGACCCUAAGGAGGAAGCUGAUAAUGCCGAUUUCGCCAAGAGGAUGGCCAGUGUCAAGGAGGGCAAGAAGUUUGAUGGCAAGUCUGCUGCUGAUGCCAAGAAGAAGAAGACCAAGUCCGUCAAGCAAUCGCGUGCUGCCGAGAAGAAGCCUGUCGAGGUCACCGAGGAGGAGGAGCCCGCCGCUUCCUCUGCCCCCGCCGUCGAGGCUGUUAAGGAAGAGGAGGAGAGCUCCCCUGCCGCUUCCCCCGAGGUCACCCCUGCCGACCCCAGCGGCGUCAAUGACAUGCUCGAGCCCACCGCAUCCGGCCCCUCCGUCCUCCGCCUGACCGGCACCGAUAAGGAGAAGGCCAAGGCCAAGAAGCAGAAGGCCCCCGAGCAGGCUGAGACCAAGAAGCAGCGCCAGAACCGCCAAAAGGUUGAGGCCAAGAGAGCCGCCCGCGAGGAGGAGGAGAAGGAGCGCAAGGUCAAGCUCGAGAAGCAGCGCCGUACCGCUCGCGAGGCCGCCGGCAUCCCCGCCAAGGAUGGCUCCCAGUUCAUGGCCAGCGUCAACGGCAACAAGUCCGCCUGGACCGCCGGCUCCCCUAACGGUGCCUCUGCUACCAACGGCACCUCCGCUGCUGUUCAGCCUCUCGACACCUUCGAUGCUCCGGCUCAGAACGGCACCUCUGCUGCCGCUCCCGCCCAGACCUCCAACAACUGGAUCUCUUCCCUUCCCUCUGAGGAGGAGCAGAUUCAGCGCCUCAAGGAGGAGGACGAGUGGAAUACUGUUCCCGCCAAGUCCAAGAAGUCCAAGAAGGAGAACCGCUCCCCUUCCCCCGAGGCUGCCAAGCCUGCCGCUGCCGCCGCCGCCGCCGCUCCGGCUCCGGCUCGCCCCAUCGCCCAGGCCGUUCAGAAGCCUGCCUCCAAUGGCAAGGCUGCAAAGCCCGUCACGUCCAACUUUGGAUCCUUCUCCGCCCUUAGCACCGAGGAGGAGGAGUGGGAUGUCUAA
Messenger RNA from Colletotrichum paranaense, 1242 nucleotides. RefSeq lists its product as uncharacterized. NCBI's taxonomy places the organism in Eukaryota, Fungi, Ascomycota, Sordariomycetes, Glomerellales, Glomerellaceae. The coding region runs from base 1 to 1242 and encodes 413 amino acids. The transcript has a single exon. The record is from RefSeq and is a predicted model, not a curated record.